AUGCGCGGCGGCUGCGCCUCGCGCUGCCAUCGCGUCAGUGUGUCGGAGCCACUGUUGGCAUGCCGGACGACUCAACCGACACCUUCACGCUUUCGAUUCUCGACACAGACUGGCUCGCGCCAGAAUUCAAACGCCCCACCGCCGAAGGAUAGAGCCAUUUUCGUCCCACCCAUAGGAGGAGAGCGGCUCCAGCGUCCAAUGAUGGUUCAGGUUUUCUAUCCUUCUCGAAACUCCGACGAGGUAUACGAGCCUCGAUUGGCUUUCAGCGACCCCACUACCAACAACCGCCGCCCCAUCAAACGGAGCCGCCUCAGCCUGGUGGGGGGACGGAAAAAAGUAGUCCCUCUGAGUUGA
This is a messenger RNA of Danaus chrysippus (African queen), 354 nucleotides long. NCBI's taxonomy places the organism in Eukaryota, Metazoa, Arthropoda, Insecta, Lepidoptera, Nymphalidae. The record is from the annotation of a GenBank genome assembly.